AAUCGGGAAUCGAUACUGUGAUGCCACCCAGUUUUCUGCUCCGGCUGUUUGUGUUUUUGCUAUGACCAUCAGGAUUGCGAACCGAAAUAUGUUUAUCUUAAAUGCCAUCGACGAGGAGGAAAAGUGCACGGAGGCCCAGCUAGACAUCCUGCUCAAGAUCAACACAGGGGAAUACCGGCUGGUGAAGAAGAACAAGCGGAGCUCCGUAUGGAACGUCUAUCGGGAAAUAGCUCGUUCUGAUGGGACGAAGCUGAAAUGGAGGUACUAUUGCAUUGGCUGCAAGCGCGUAAUGCAGUCAACCGGUGGUACCACUUCCAAUCUUCGUAUUCAUAAGUGCCACGUGCGUUACCUCAAGCAGAAUGCCCUAAACAGCGACAAGAGCCCCUCCUACAAACAAGCCACUGUUCACAAUGCCGCGCCAUUAGCGGUGCGAAAUCAGAGAUCAACAAUCCGGCGACCAACGCCAUCCUAUGUUACCCAAUGCCAACAACUCUUCGAAGUGGCCAUGGAUCCACUUAGCCAGUACAGUGACGCGGAGGACGAAAUAGAGGGCCAUUUGGAAGAGGAAAUUGCCGUGGAGCAAACCCUCAAAUCCGAGAGGGAUCUGGAAUCCUCAAACCCCCGUCCGCUGUUAAAGCUAUUUUCUGAUGAGAACUUGUCGAUUCAGGCAGAGCCGGAAGAAGAGAUUGAAACAGUUGAGACAAUAGAGCAGGUGCCCAUUGAACUGGAUCUAAAUGAUAUCCAGCAAACUUCGUCAGACUUUGGACAUGAGGCAAUCGAGACGAAACCAACGGAAUGUGGCAUCGCGUUCGAUGCCAGUUCCCUGUCCGAAGCUGAAUCCUAUGCCAAAGCCUGGGCACAUGCCUUCCUCCGCUUAUCCGAGGAUCAAAAGUUCUAUGCCAAGCGUUCUAUUGACGAGCUACUUGUUUUGGGACGUCUAGAGCGACUGAAUAUUUCGACCGUCACAUCUUUGACCACAAACCUAUAAGCACCCAACCACGCCAAUAAUAUCUACCCUAGAGUAAGCAAUUUACAAUGCAGAUUAAAUGAUUUGCUCAACUAA
Drosophila eugracilis is the source of this 1063-nucleotide messenger RNA. RefSeq lists its product as uncharacterized. Gene Ontology annotation, molecular function: DNA binding. NCBI's taxonomy places the organism in Eukaryota, Metazoa, Arthropoda, Insecta, Diptera, Drosophilidae. The transcript is spliced from 2 exons. Bases 62 to 988 code for a protein of 308 amino acids. The record is from RefSeq and is a predicted model, not a curated record.